Molecule: messenger RNA, 1852 nt
Organism: Brassicogethes aeneus
Lineage: Eukaryota; Metazoa; Arthropoda; Insecta; Coleoptera; Nitidulidae
Source: the annotation of a GenBank genome assembly
AAAAAUAAGUCAGAAAAAUGAUUUUGAAUCAUUUGGACAGUUUUGUUAUGGUUCUAUGAAAAGUGGGGACCCUAAUAAAGUUGUUUUGAUAGACCAUACUUCAAAUGAAGUAAUCCCAAAUAAAAUUUUGCUGGAGUGGAGCAUCAGCCUUGCAAAGUACCUUAAAAGUCAAGGGUAUACCCAAAAAGAAGAUGUUAUAGCUAUCGUUUCUCCAAACACGUGGAAGUACUAUGUGGUACUGAACGCAGGCCUUUUUUUGGGCAUACCCAUGAAUGCCCUAAACCCCAUAUACAAUAAAGAGGAGUUCAAGCAUUGUUUUUCAAUCACCAAACCGACAAUUAUUUUUGCUUCCGUGGUUUGUUUGAAGACUUUGGAAAACUACAGAAGACAUACUGAUAAUAGUAUAAAAGAAAUUAUUUUGCUGGAGGAUGUAAUUGACGAUAAUUUUAAAAACAUAUGUUAUAUAAGUCAACAGAACUCCAUCUAUGAUGAUUAUAUAUUGGAAAAAGUAGAUCCUAAAAAACAAACCGCUUUAAUACUACUCUCUUCUGGAACUUCAGGCUUACCAAAAGCAGUUGCGUUAACUCACUACAAUAUAAGACAUAGCAUGGAGUACUUGAUGCAUCCAGAUUUUGUGGGACUAGAUGAAAAAUCUGUUUCCCUAGUUGUACUACCGAUGUUCCACAUAUUUGGUUUGUUAAUCAGUUUUACUUGCAUGACCACACAAUCCAAGUCGAUUUUCUUAACCCAAUUCAAACCCGAUAUUUACUUGAAAGCUAUUGAGGAACACAAAGUUACAAAUUUAUUUUUGGUACCUUCAUUGCUGUUGUUUUUGGCCAAAACCCCGCUUUUACAAAACUAUAACAUGGAUUCAGUCACCAAUAUAUUUUGUGGAGCUGCACCGGCCGGUAAAGAGUUGGAACUAUGUGUCAAAAAAAGAUUUAGAAACGCUGAAAUUAAGCAAAUAUAUGGUGUGACGGAGUUAGCAGGGGCUGUUACAAUGACCACGAAGACUACCACUUCCAAACAUGGCAGUGUCGGGGUUCCGGUACCAGGUACCAUAAUAAAAAUUAUAGAUCUUGAUACCAAAAAAGUUUUGCCGCUGGGUAAAAAGGGCGAGGUCUGCAUAAAAAGUCCUGGUUGUAUGAAGGGUUACGUUGCAAACGAUUUAGAGACAAGAAACUCUUUCGACGAUGAUGAGUUCUUAAAAACCGGCGACUUGGGGUACUUUGAUGAGGAUGGGGUGCUGUUCAUAGUGGACAGAUUAAAGGAGGUAAUCAAAUACAAAGGAUUUCAGGUGUCACCGGCGGAAUUGGAAGAUCUGCUUAAAAAACUUGACGGGGUUAUGGACGUCGGCGUGGUUGGUAAGCCUGAUGAAAGGUCCGGGGAAUUACCAGUGGCUUUCGUGGUUAAAGCUCCAGAAUGUGAUAUAACCGAGGAAACGUUGAUAAACUAUGUAGCAGAUAACCUGUCCGCCUACAAAGGUCUGCACGGUGGAGUAAUUUUUGUCGAUAAAUUACCGAAAAAUUCCACAGGAAAGUUACUGAGAAGAGAGCUGAUAGACCAAUUAAAAAUUUAAUGUAAAAACUGAUUUUUGUUGUAUUUAUAACAGCAAUAAGUAAAUAAUAAAUAAGGUAGUUUUAGAAUAUAUAUUUAAUAUUUUCCAUAUCACAUAACAAGUUGGUCUAGUAGUUGAUGAAUAAAUUAUGUAAUGGCAAAAUGAAAAAAACACAGUUGGUACAAAUUGGUACCCGUAUAGAAAAUACAAUAUAGUUUUUAGAUAUUCGAGUAAACUUUUGUAAUAUGGCAUAUGGUAUAUGGAAGGCACAUGUUGAGGUGUUCUGAGAAACAA